Engraulis encrasicolus (European anchovy) is the source of this 2303-nucleotide messenger RNA. RefSeq names its product vacuole membrane protein 1 (gene vmp1). Gene Ontology annotation, biological process: autophagy; Golgi organization. Lineage: Eukaryota; Metazoa; Chordata; Actinopteri; Clupeiformes; Engraulidae. Gene Ontology annotation, cellular component: endomembrane system; membrane; endoplasmic reticulum. Bases 258 to 1475 code for a protein of 405 amino acids. The transcript is spliced from 12 exons. The record is from RefSeq and is a predicted model, not a curated record.
ACUAGCAAGGGUGGUCAGGUAAUUUAAUUCAUUGCUAGCAUGACGUUACCCGGUGACAAACAUAGUAACCGGUUUCACAGCACUUGGCUCCCAUGUAUCUGUUUGCAUAUCUGCUUGGUUGUGGAUUCCUCCUGGCUGGCUGUAGAGCGUAGUGGUCCUGCCAAGCGCUUGUCCCUAACUCUCGGCCGAGGUCCUUGUACACUAGAGAGACACACUGCCCUAAAGCUGCGUCUCUGAAUCCUUACCAAGUCAUUGAGAUGGCUGAGAAUGGAGUAGAGGCGGAAGGAACACAGAAACGUGCCGGAGCCAAAGAAAAGCAAAAUGGAAACUUCACAGAUUCUUCUCUUCGAGAGAAAAAGCAGCAGGAUAGAGAAGAGCGGCUGUCCCUGGUCCUGUGGAAAAGACCUCUCCAAACGCUUCAGUAUUCAUUUCUAGAAACACUAAUAACAUUCAAAGAAUGGACACUUAAAUUAUGGAAUCGGAGAGGAACAGUGUUUUUGUUCCUAGUACUUUUAUCUCUUUUCUCAAUGGCCUACUCUAUGGAGGGAGCACAUCAGAAGUAUAUUCAGUAUAUGGAGAAGAGGUUCCUGUGGUGUGCCUACUGGGUUGGCCUGGGAAUCCUGUCCUCUGUAGGCCUGGGGACGGGCCUGCACACCUUCCUACUCUACCUGGGUCCACAUAUAGCCUCCGUCACCCUGGCUGCCUACGAGUGUGGCUCGGUCAACUUCCCCGAGCCGCCCUACCCCGACCAGAUCGUGUGCCCGUCCGAGGGGGCGCAGGGCAGCAUCACGCUCUGGACCAUCAUGUCCAAGGUCCGCCUGGAGGCCUGCAUGUGGGGUGCUGGAACGGCCAUUGGGGAGCUCCCUCCAUACUUCAUGGCGAGGGCAGCGCGGCUGUCGGGAGCGGAGCCGGAUGAUGAAGACUACGAGGAAUUUGAGGAGAUGCUCGGGCAGGCAGAGACGGCCCAGGAUUUUGCCACAAGAGCAAAACUUGCAGUUCAGAACAUGGUUCAAAGAGUGGGCUUCUUUGGAAUUCUCGCUUGUGCAUCUAUUCCCAACCCUCUGUUUGACCUGGCCGGCAUCACGUGUGGUCAUUUCCUGGUUCCUUUCUGGACCUUCUUUGGGGCGACGCUCAUAGGCAAAGCCAUCAUCAAGAUGCACAUCCAGAAACUGUUUGUUAUCAUAACUUUCAGCAAGCACAUAGUGGAGCAGAUGGUGUCACUUUUGGGUGCUAUCCCGAGUAUUGGACCAUCCCUCCAGAAGCCCUUCCAGCACUAUCUGGAGGCCCAGCGACUCAAGCUGCGCUCUCGGGGCGGAGAAGGUACCCCUGCGGGAGAGAACUGGCUGUCCUGGGUUUUUGAGAAGGUGGUCCUCGUCAUGGUGUGCUACUUCAUCGUCUCUAUAAUCAACUCCAUGGCACAGAGCUAUGCUAAACGCAUCCAGCAGAAGAAAUACUGUGAGGAGAAAACCAAGUGAUAGACUGCAGACCUACAUAAUCCUGAUGUCCUGAUCCCCAUCAGGAUGCUAACAAGAAUUGAGGAGUUGGGGGUUGAAAAAAAAAGAACAUUUUGAAAGAAGUCAAAAACCGGCAAAAUGAGGGCCUUCUUCAUGUGUACUUAUUUUUCUGACAUCGGGGUCCCUUAAGUUUCUGCAGCCCUGUUUUGCAGCUGUCUGUCAGGUGAGUUGGGAGAUUGUACUCUAAAAACAUGUUAAUAUUCUCAUCAUCGUCUUAUCAGGACCUUGCAGACGAGCAUAGGCAGCAGUCUACUGAAGGUGUUGCCUUUAUGCCUUAUGCAAUGACAGGGGUGAUGCUUCUAUGGAAGUGGAAACCAAUCUUAAUCACUAGAUUGAUUUUAUUUAAUUAUGAUUUUUUUUUUCUUUGUCUGUGCAUAACUUGUGUGAAUGAGCUAUUGGGACUUAAGUGUCGGACUGAUUAAAUGGAGAAUGGUGGGGUGUUUUGUUUUCGGUUAAUGUUCUCUUUUUAUGUUGUCAUUGUUUAUAAUUGUUCAUCAAAGAUAGCAAUAUUGAAUCCGGUUAACGUGGUAUUUUAACAUUUUUGCACAUUGUGUAAAUAGUUACCAUUUUUUGACACAAUUGACAUGCAUUUUGAUGUCUCAACCGAAGUGGACGUAAAAGAAAUUACUCGUUACUAAACAGUUAAGUAUCUCGUAUGACCAAUCUAAACCUGUACAGCUAAACGAAAAACUAAAAUGUGUUACCAGAUUCUAUAAAACUGCCUCAGUCUGUCUUGUUUCGAUGUCUGGAAAUUUUUGUUUCUAAAUAAAGAUUAUUUGUAGAAAUCUA